AUGGCUGAGAACAUCCUCGGCCUCCUCCUCGUCACCUCCUCCUCCCGCGGCCGCCACGUCUUCCGCUAUCCUCCCGACCCCGCCUCCCCAAACGUCCGCCUCGCCCAGCCCAUCUACCCCUCCGCCACAUUCACAGCCACCGACGCCGACGUUGAUUACAAACACCGGCGUGCCGGGGGUGUCGGCUCCAGCAGGCGGAGAGGCUUUGACGACCGCUCCUCGAACGCUUCCAUCCGGCGCUCCUUGUUUGGCCCCUCGACCCGGGGCAGCAGCAAGGCGAGCAAGAAUGUCAAGAAAGACAAGAAGAAGGGGGAUGAUAUCAGGCAACGAUAUAUGAACCCGCUGGCAGAGGGGAACGAUUCAAAGUACGAGGAAGAGUCUGAUCAGGGGGAAGAUUCAGACAGCUCGUCUUCGGAAAGUGAUUUUGAGCCCAUGUGGAAAGCUGGGUCUGGCGGACCUCAAGAAACAUCGAGUACGACUGGCAAGACGCCGCAUCGCCAGGCAAGCGGAGACGAUGACCACAAGGCUCACGGCGGCUUGCGGUCCCUCGAUCAUUCCACUCUGCUGGGCCCGUCUCGUAGAGGCUCGUCCAGUACGACUACGCCAACCGUCGUCGGCAUUGACAACGGCGAUAAGGAUGCUCAGAAGAAGGCUAUCGAGUCUCAAUACAACUAUGCCCUUGGAUGGCCUCUUGAAGUCCUCGCAGAUAUGCUCACUCCGCCCAGAGCUGCCUGCAAUCGGCGGUUCGAGCUCUGCGUGGGUAAUGUCGUAUUUCUAGGCCAUCCAGUAUGUGCUGGACCGGAUGGGAAAUGGGAAAUACCCCCUGACGAUGAUGAGCUUGAGGAAAGAGUACCGUCGAGAGGUAGACGGAUGAAGGACCAGCCGGUCGCGCUGACGAGCCUCGACACCGUCGUAGAAGGUAACGAAGCCUACACCUCUACCAUCGCACCCGGCGACGCAGACCCCAAGCGAAAGCCUACCGAAGAGGAUGUCCCGAAUCUUGUCAUGUUCCAUCUGGUCAUCAUCAUUGACAAGCCUGAUCCCAGACCUGGAACAGAAUCGCAUGAUGAACAUCAUACACAUACUCUGGGAGUUUACGAUGAGAUAUACCGCGAAAUUGCGUUCAAGUGGACGGCGGCGGCGUAUAGAUUGCAGUGUGAGAGUAAUCUGGUAGCGAAAGAGGCGUGGAUGAUUGUCAAGUAUAAGGAAAAGUGUUUGGCUGACGGCGUCGGUAUCACAGAAUGCUGCCGCUGGACAGCCGCUCACUGCCACAUCGACCGAACCCUCAACUACCUAUACCUACGCCUCCACCAACUCCGCACCCAUCCCACCAACGGCCUCCACUCCUAUCUCCCCAUAACCAUCACCAACCGCCUCUCCUACCUCCUCAUCGAAACCAUCCUCUCCCCCCGCCCGGCCAACAGCGAUGAAGCCUGGGCACACUGGGGUGAGCUGUCCGGGAUGCUCUCGGACGAAGGCGGGAGUGACGAUGAAGAGUCUAGUGAUGGGGAGGAAGAGUGGGACGGGGUAGUGGGAGGGAGGGCGCCAGAGCUGAAUGUGAAGCCGUGGCAGACUUUGCUUUUGAUUGAUGAUGGGAAUGUUGCGAGGCAGGAUGCGGUCCAUUUUGGAAUCAUCGGGCUGCCGGCCGAGUCUGUAGAGAUUUGGGUGGAUGGACGCAAGUCUCCCGGCAAGAAGGCAUUGGCUGCAGAGGUAGAGAGGUAUGAGGACGAGGCAGAGUUGCUCCAGUCGCUCGUUGCUGCCUGUGACGUGACAAAACCACUUUACGAGAUUGCCCAUUUGCUCCGGUACGACCUUGAAGGCAUCGUCAUCCCCCUCGCUCGCGACCUCGUACAAAACAAACGCGCCAUGCUCAUCGACGUCGUUAACCCCCGCCUACGUACUGUCGUCAUGCCCACCACCAUCGACGAACACGGUACCUCCUUCGACCAAUACUCUGCACGCUUUACCCGCGAGUUCCCAGAUCUACCCCGUUUUGCCAGGCUUAUAUCGGCUCUGUCGCUCGAGCCUGUUCCUUUCAGAAAAGUCAUUCCAGGUCCAGGAGAGCCGAGUCACGCGACAAGGCAGAAAUACAUGUCGGCGCUGCUUUGGAUGCUCAAGCAAGACUUGGUCGUGCAGGUGCAUACCAGAGCUCGGGUGUUUGCCAAGAAGGAAGUCAUGGCAGAAGCUUGGAAAAAACUGUGGUAUAGACGCAGGAACAGGUGGCUGAAUAUCCAGAAAAACAGAAAGGAGAAGGAGACCCAGGGCCCACAAUCUCCCUCUGGAUCAGACUUGAUGACUCCAAAAGCUUCAGAGAGCUAUCCCAACCCCAUCGACGCACUCAUCAGCACCACACCCCAGAACAAAACCUCUGUCCCUCCCCCCCCUAAGCAUUCCGCGCCAAAAGGGCGGGAAUACCACCAUUCUUUCCUGUCAUACGACCCUGCGCUCGAGAUGGACAGCGAUGAAGAGUUUGAUGGUGUCAGGAAUAAACAACAGUUCUCGGAAGAGGUGGAACAUCCUAGCAAGAAUGAGAUACCGAGCUUUGAGUCGAGUUUCAUUUUCAAGCCUGCUAGGGCGCAGAAGGAUGAGGCGCGGUGGUUGAGGGUGAUUCGGGGACGGGCGGAUGAGGUGUGGGCGAGCAAGUUUGAUUUGUAA
Cryptococcus wingfieldii CBS 7118 is the source of this 2655-nucleotide messenger RNA. RefSeq lists its product as hypothetical. Gene Ontology annotation, biological process: negative regulation of TORC1 signaling; cellular response to amino acid starvation; TORC1 signaling. NCBI's taxonomy places the organism in Eukaryota, Fungi, Basidiomycota, Tremellomycetes, Tremellales, Cryptococcaceae. Gene Ontology annotation, cellular component: GATOR1 complex. The transcript has 3 exons. The coding region runs from base 1 to 2655 and encodes 884 amino acids. The record is from RefSeq and is a predicted model, not a curated record.